ACAACAAUUCUCAUGACACAAUAAUUUUACGAAACGCAUACAAUUGUUGGGAGAAGAUGGAACUUGACAGCACUUUAUAAAAAUAUUGUAAUUUUGACAGAAAUCAACCAAAAUGGCACUUGAAGAUCCGUUCUUCGUUGUUAAAGAGGAGGUCCAAAAGGCAUUACAGACAUCCAAAAACCUGUACACAAGAUGGUGUGAACUAGCAGAUGCCCCAAAUCUCGUCUCCGUAGAAGAAUACAACUGGACAACUAAUGAGCUGAGAAAUAGCUUGCGGAGUAUAGAAUGGGAUCUCGAAGAUUUAGAGGAAACUAUUGGUAUUGUCGAGAAAAAUCCUCGUAAGUUUAGAAUAGAAGUCCCGGAACUGAAGGAGAGGAGGGAAUUUAUAGAGCGAACUAAGGCAGCUGUUAGGGAGAUGAAAUCUCAGAUGACAAGCCCCCAGUCACAUGCCACAGAAGAGUCAAAUGUUAGACAGUCAUUAUUGAAUUCCAACAGUCCCAGUAAAUCCUAUGACAAGUAUUCAAGACUGGACGCUGAGAUGGAACGUUCUCACCAAAGUUUUAUAGAUGAUACAACACAAAAUCAACAGUUAAUUAUAAAGGACCAAGACGAGCAGCUUGACAUGAUUGGGUCCAGUGUUGGUGCCCUGAAAAAUAUGAGCCAUCAAAUAGGCAACGAAUUAGAGGAACAGAAUAGAAUGUUAGAUGAUUUUCACCAUGAGAUGGACAAGACAGAAUCUAGGAUGGACACAGUAAUGAAGAAAAUGGCAAAAGUUUUACAUAUGUCUUCAGAUAAACGGCAGUGUUGUGCUAUAGGAGUGUUGUUAGUAAUUUUACUUAUAGUUGUCAUUUUGCUCAUUGUUUUAUGAAACUCAUCUCAUGCUCCCAUCUAGCAUGCUCACAUCUUCUAGCAUGCUAACAUCUUCCAUUGUGCCCAUAGACAAAAAUGUAGUUCCAUCAUGGUUUUUCACACAAAAAAUCUAUCAUUACUUAACAUAGAAAUGGAUUAAAUGACUCACAGUUGGAUCUUUGAUUAUGUACAACCACACAGAGAAUUUUGAAGUCCUAAUUACAUAAAGUCUAUGGUUAACCAUGCACAGUCCAAUAUUGUGUUCUUUUUAUGUUAAUAUUUAUUGUUAAAUCAUGCCCACACAUUAAAAGCAAUGCAUUCCUCUUAGUCUUACACAACAGUGAUCAUUUAACAUACAGUUAUGUUCACAUAAUGUAGUGAACAGUUGUGUUCAUUCCUCAGAAUGUUAACUCAUUUAUUGCAUGACAUAAUUAUUAAGUCAUGCUCACAUUUCAUAUUGUUGAGCUCUUCAUGCACAAUAUAGAUAGACAUGACAUGAUAUUGAGUCAUGCUGAUAUCUCACAUAAUAUUAUGUUGAGUCAUGCUCACAUAAUAAGACAUUGAGUCAUGCUCACAAAACAUGAUGUUGAAAGCUCACAUAACAAAGUGUUGUGUCAUGCUCACAUAACAUGGUGUGGAGUCAUGCUCACAUAACAUGGUGUUCAGACAUGCUCACACACUCGGUGUUGAGCCAUGCUC
Ruditapes philippinarum (Manila clam) is the source of this 1548-nucleotide messenger RNA. RefSeq names its product syntaxin-6-like. Bases 113 to 868 code for a protein of 251 amino acids. Gene Ontology annotation, biological process: Golgi vesicle transport. Gene Ontology annotation, cellular component: membrane. Lineage: Eukaryota; Metazoa; Mollusca; Bivalvia; Venerida; Veneridae. The record is from RefSeq and is a predicted model, not a curated record. The transcript has 8 exons.